AUGACUACGGGCAGUUUUCCAAACCCACCCGGGAUAAUACAGAUUACCGACUUCGGUUCAUCGGUGUCGGGCAAGAUACCACAUUCUGGAUGUAUUCAAGCAGAUUCCUACCACGCCCCAGAAGUGAUUCUUGACGCUGGGUACUCUUAUAGCGCGGAUAUAUGGAGUCUGGGAGUCAUGAUUUGGGAUCUCCUUGAGGGGAGACGGUUACUCGAUCCGAUUGAUAAGCGGAUUGGCGAGGAAUAUGAUGAGCGCGUGCGCAUUGCUCAGCUCACCGGUCUGCUGGGUCCACCACCUGAUGAUAUGCUUUCUUGCGGUCAGAGAACAUCAAUAUUUUAUACGCCUGAUGGUAGAUUCAAGCACUCGGACCUAGUUCCUCAGGACAUCGAAUUUGAGAAGACCGUGGCUAGAAUCAGUGGCCUGGAGAAGGCCAAAUUCCUGGAAUUCGCGAAGAGAAUGAUCAGGUGGAAUCCAAGUGAACGAAGCACGGCUAGAGACUUGCUCAAAGACCCGUGGCUCUACGAAGAUUAUCCAUCCGAGAUGUAA
Molecule: messenger RNA, 546 nt
Organism: Metarhizium brunneum ARSEF 3297
Lineage: Eukaryota; Fungi; Ascomycota; Sordariomycetes; Hypocreales; Clavicipitaceae
Source: RefSeq, a predicted model, not a curated record